This is a messenger RNA of Lolium perenne, 1411 nucleotides long. RefSeq names its product zinc transporter 9-like. Gene Ontology annotation, biological process: zinc ion transmembrane transport. Gene Ontology annotation, cellular component: plasma membrane. Gene Ontology annotation, molecular function: zinc ion transmembrane transporter activity. The record is from RefSeq and is a predicted model, not a curated record. NCBI's taxonomy places the organism in Eukaryota, Viridiplantae, Streptophyta, Magnoliopsida, Poales, Poaceae.
CUAUGUCGUCUCCGGUAGGUCGAUCACCAUUCUUUUGAUCCCUCCAACUAAAACCAUGGCUGCCGAUCUCAAGCUUGCCGCCCUGUGCUUUCUCCUCCUUGUCUCGUCCCUCCCUCUGCUUGCCCACGCCGAGUGCGAGUGCGAGACCAGCGAGGAAGAGCACGACAAGGCGGGCGCGCUAAAGCUCAAGAUCAUCGCCAUCUUCUGUAUCCUUGUGGCCAGCGCUGCAGGCUGCGGCAUCCCCUCGCUUGGACGGAGGUUUCCAGCGCUGCGCCCGGACACGGACCUGUUCUUCGCCGUGAAGGCCUUCGCUGCGGGGGUCAUCCUUGCCACGUCCUUCGUACACAUCCUCCCAGAAGCCUUCGAGAGGCUCGGCUCGCCAUGCCUCGUCGACGGGCCGUGGCAGAAAUUCCCGUUCGCUGGAUUCGUCGCCAUGCUUGCAGCCAUCGCCACUCUAGUUGUCGACACCAUCGCCACGGGGUACUUCCAGCGCGCCCACGCAAAGAAGGCCUCCGCGGCCGCCGGGUACCUGGAAGCGUCCGACGCCGAUCAUACACAAGGCGGUCACUUCCACGGCGCGUCGGCCGCCAUCGCGUCGUCUUCGUUCGCGGGGGAAUCUGACGACGGCGCGCAGCUCAUCCGCCACCGCGUCAUUUCACAGGUGCUGGAGCUGGGGAUCAUAGUGCACUCGGUUAUAAUCGGCAUGUCUUUAGGCGCAUCUGAGAGUGCUAGCGCGAUCAAACCACUCGUGGUCGCGUUAACUUUUCAUCAAUUCUUCGAAGGGAUAGGCCUUGGCGGAUGCAUUGUUCAGGCUAGGUACCGACUAAAGUCUGUCUUGAUGAUGUCGCUCUUCUUCUCACUCACCACGCCACUUGGUGUGGUGAUCGGAAUCGGGAUAUCAUCUGGUUACGACGAGAACAGCCCUAGGGCGCUAAUCGUGCAAGGGCUCCUCGAUGCCGCAGCUGCCGGAAUUCUAAACUACAUGGCACUUGUUGACCUUCUAGCUGAAGAUUUCAUGAACCCUAGAGUGCAAAACAACGGAAGGUUGCAGGUCAUCAUAAACAUCUCCUUGCUUGUCGGGACGGCUCUCAUGUCCAUACUUGCUGCAUGGGCAUGAUAAAUCUUCCUCAACUUCAAAUACUAAAUUCCUUUGAACUAGUUAUGAGUUGAGGAUCUCACUUCUACUGGUGUAAAGAGGUUUUCUCUUUUAUUGGUGUAAACAGGUUUUCCCUUUUAUUGGUGUAAAGAGGUUUUCCGAUUUUUUUUCAUCAUUUCCUUAAAAAUGUGUGCAUAUAUCGAUCAAACUCGACACACACUAAACUCUAUACGUAUAUUUGUUUGAUACUACAACAAUCAAAAUAAUGAGUGCAUGUUGAUGUGCUUUCUUUUGUAUAAACAAUUGUAUGUGAUU